Molecule: messenger RNA, 2012 nt
Organism: Trametes versicolor FP-101664 SS1
Lineage: Eukaryota; Fungi; Basidiomycota; Agaricomycetes; Polyporales; Polyporaceae
Exons: 3
Coding region: 74-1711 (545 amino acids)
Source: RefSeq, a predicted model, not a curated record
CUUGAUCUGAUUCUUGCUCUCUCUAGAUACCCAUCUCUGUACAUAUCUUCUCUGGUUGACUGGCCAGCUUGGAAUGGCGCUGUCACGGCUCUGGAACGACGACAUACUUCAUGACAUACUGGGCCACCUCGCACCCUCCGGUUUUCCUGCUUCGCAAGCGGACCGACCCGGCCUCAUAGCGUUGGCAGUUUGCGCAAGGGUCAACAAACUGUUCUACGGCUCUGCUGUCGAUGUUCUGUGGCGAGAGGUAGACUCUUUAGCCGUUGUCCUGAGCGUCCUCACACCGCCGCUGCUGAGGACGGAAAGCACGCAUCAGAGAACCUUCGCUCUUGCUGGCGCCAUCCCCGAGUGCGUUUACGCACGCUUCCAGUACUACGCGAGUAGAGUCCGCAGGUUGAGUCAUCGCGCGGAGAGGGAUAGGAUACAGCCCGAGGUCCUCGUCGAACUUCAUAGGCGUGCUGAUGGCGAGCCGCUGUUCCCCAAGCUGAAAUCACUUUAUUGGUCCCAGCGAACGGCGCCGGACGUAUCAGAAAUCGUGCCCCUGAUAUCUCCCUCUCUUCGAGAACUAUGCAUCUCGGAAAUCGGUAGCCAAACUAGCCUCGUACCUCCAUCAGGCACGCAGUCCAACUUCAGCCGAUUUAUUCACUCCCUCAGUGCGGCGGCACCCUCAAUCGAGACGCUCACGCUCUCCGGGUAUAUCCACCCAUCCUUCGUGCUCUGUGUUAGCGAGCUCAAGCAGCUCAGAGCCCUCAACAUCAUCAACUUCGCGCAGCGUGGAUUUGGUGCGGGAUACCUCCCCGUCAUCCGUUCUUGCGCUGCGCUUUCGCACCUACGCGACCUGGGCAUCAACCUGACCGGAGACGGAGUGCACCAUACCAACGCGCUCGCCGUAACACAUGCGGGUAGUGCGGAUCCCACCCUCGAGGGCGACUUCACCGGGUUCAACAGCUUACGCUCGCUUCGCGUCCAUGGUUCGCUCGCGCUCGUGUCUCGCUUCAUAUCCCAUGUCGCCUCAGCCGAGCUCGCCUCCUUUGGCGUAUUCGUACCCCACCCGGACCGCUUCCAGGACUACCACGCGUGCCUCACCACGCUCUGCUCCCGCUUCGCAGAAUCCCUCCGCGUCGUGCGCUUCUCCGGCACUUGGACGGGCACGCUGGCGUCGCUCCCGCGCCCCAUGGACAUCCUCGCCCCGCUCCUACUCCUCCCCCAGCUCGAAGAGGUUUGCAUCCUCUCGGGCACGGGCGUCGCCUCCACACUCACCGCAGCGGACACGCUCGCCAUCGCCCAGGCGUGGCCCCGCCUGCGCGAGCUCAAGCUGCUGUACCAGUCUGUGCCCGCGGCGCUCCCCAUCGACGCCCUGGGCGCAUUCGCGGUGCACUGUCCUCGCCUGCGGGCACUCUGGAUCGCCUCGGUGGACCUGCGGGGCGUGGGCUCGCGCGACCUGGGGGCCUGCCAGGCGUCGAACCAUGGACUGAAGCAUAUAUGGCUUCCGGGGGACGUGGCGUCGGCGGAUGUGAAUCGUGUAGCGGAGUUCUUGGACCGAAUCUUUCCCUACCUCGAUCCGCGGCCGGUCGAGCUUCCGUGGCACCCGGGGCAGGUGGAAGGAGGAUGGGAGCAGUUACUCGUUUGCCUGCGCAAGUUGCAGGCCGCGCGGCGAGCAGGAACGCCUUCGCAGCUUAUGCACAAAGCGGACUGCAUCAUGCAACCGUAAAUCCGUUUCCUCCGUUGCUUGCUUCGGAGCCUGUACAACGCACGAUAGAUCUCAGAUCACAGACGGUGGCACUGCUCUUUCGAUGAAUCGUGCGCAUGUCCUUUUAUCACGUUCCUACUCGAUGAUCUACGCCCCUCGCUACACAACCUCGUAUCAAUUUGUUGAACACCGCUUUGUCGCUUUCGAAUCCUGGCUCACCCGCUCUCCACCAUGCCUAUGCCGCCGUCAUAGGCCUUCUUUCUGUGUCGUGUUCGUGUCUUUAUUCUGCCUGCCUGCGUACCAUUCGUCUUAUACAUCUCGC